This is a messenger RNA of Sarcophilus harrisii (Tasmanian devil), 4069 nucleotides long. Its product is annotated as adhesion G protein-coupled receptor E3-like. Gene Ontology annotation, biological process: adenylate cyclase-activating G protein-coupled receptor signaling pathway; cell surface receptor signaling pathway. Bases 178 to 2367 code for a protein of 729 amino acids. The record is from RefSeq and is a predicted model, not a curated record. The transcript has 18 exons. Gene Ontology annotation, cellular component: membrane. Gene Ontology annotation, molecular function: calcium ion binding; G protein-coupled receptor activity. NCBI's taxonomy places the organism in Eukaryota, Metazoa, Chordata, Mammalia, Dasyuromorphia, Dasyuridae.
GGAUUACACCAGUGAUUACAAAAUUGCUUAUCAAAUAAGGGGAAGAUAGAAAUGUAUCAACCAGCUACAUUUCUUGCUCAUUCCUUCUAAAUCAGUUGGCUCAGAAGACAUCAAAUUCUGUGAGAUUUAAAAGACCUGAAAUAAAGCUACUUUUCUGGGUAUGAUAACUUCAGCAUCAUGAAAAUCAGAUAUCCACUAUUUCUUCUAGGGUUCUAUGUCUUGGUCCUUUUGAAAACUGCUGUGUUCAAGAAAACCAAAGAUUCUCAAUGUCGUCGUAGAAGGUGUCCCCAAAAUGCCAUUUGUGUCAACAAGACCCACUGUGCCUGUGAGAAUGGAUUUGUUACUACGAGUGGGGAGAAAUACUUCAGUGACUUUCUGGAGAUCUGUGACGAUCUUAAUGAAUGUUUACCACCCAUUAAAAUCCAUUGUGGUAAGAAUGCAAGCUGUAUUAAUACAUAUGGAGGUUAUUACUGUGGUUGCAACACAGGAUAUUCACUUCCUUCUGGGGAGACGAAAUUCCCAAAUCCUAUGGAUUGUCAAGAUAUUAAUGAAUGUGAAACAAUCUUUGUUUGUGGUCAGAAUGCAAACUGUGUUAAUACAGACGGAAGUUUCCACUGCAUCUGUACCACUGGAUAUGCACUUCCUUCUGGGGAGAAUAAAUUCUCAGAUGCCGUUAUGAACAAUUGUCAAGGUAUUUCCUGGUGCUCUAAACUUGACAAUGAUACAUUUUCAAGAAAUUGUUCCAUACAACCAGGUGCUACCAACUUUCUAGAUGGCCACAGAGAGAUUUGCGCUAGUUUACAGAAUUUAUCCUCUGCAUGUCGAAAUGGCACAGCUCCACUUACUUUAGAGUAUAUUGCCAAUCAUUUUGACAAUUUUCCAGUCCAGCUGAAUGGAACCAAAGAAGAAAUAGCUCAGGUAGUGACCGUGUUUCUUGAGACUACACAGAAAGUUGCAUAUGAGUUUGCUCUCAAUCUCCCUUCUGGAAGUCAAUUCUCAGUAAAGAAGAAAUUAAUAGCUAUUACAACAUUGACCAUUGAGGGUUACUGUGACAAAAACAACUUAACAUUUGAACUGAAGGCUGGAAAUGAAGUGAUGGAUCUUAAUUGCACCCUAAUUGCUGAAAAAGACUCAAAAGGUGCAGUUGUUUUUAUUUCUUACAUUUCCAUUGGAUCCAUAAUAAAUGGGACAUUUAUUGCCAAGGAAAAUCUUGACAUCAAUGAAGAACUAGAAAACCUUUAUCUGAACUCCAAGGUAGUGAGUGGGACAACUGGAUAUAGGAAUGCUAACCUAUCCACACCUGUCAUCUUUACUUUUCAACACAACCAUAUGAAGAAUAUGAAAGAAAAGUCUCUUUGUGUUUACUGGGAUGACACAGUCUGGUCCAACAAAGGCUGUAAAACCAUCUCUUUCAAUGACAGUCACACUGUGUGCAGCUGCAGCCACUUCUCCAGUUUUGCAGUACUCAUGGCAUCUGUGGAAUUGAAAGAAGAUUUCGUGCUGACUAUCAUCACCUAUGUGGGGCUGGGCCUCUCCCUGCUCUGUCUCUUUCUGGCUGCCCUCACCUUCCUCCUGUGUCGAGCCAUCCGGGGCACUGGCACCUUGCUCCACCUCCAGCUCUCCUUGUGCCUCUUCCUGGCCAACCUCCUCUUCCUCACCGGAAUUGAACGAACAGAACCUAAGAUCAUGUGUUCCAUCAUUGCUGGGGGAUUGCACUACCUAUACCUGGCUGCUUUCACUUGGAUGUUCCUGGAAGGGCUGCACCUUUUCCUCACUGUCAGGAACCUCAGGGUUGCCAAUUACACCAGUGCCAGCCGGUUCAAAAAAAGAUUCAUGUACCCUUUUGGCUAUGGAAUUCCAGCUGUGAUCGUGGCUGUGUCAGCAGGAAUUGUCCCCCAGGGAUAUGGAACAAAACACUAUUGCUGGCUGAAUCUACACAGGGGAUUUGUCUGGAGUUUUAUGGGACCAGUGUUUAUCAUCAUCUUGAUCAACUUAUCUUUUUAUUUUACAACCCUAUGGAUUUUGAGAGACAGACUUUCAUCACUCAACAAAGAAGUGUCCACCAUCCAAAACACCAGGACCCUGACAAUUAAAGCCCUAGCUCAGCUCUUCAUCCUGGGCUGCUCCUGGAGUCUUGGCUUCUUUCUGAUUGACUCUAUAGCUGAAUCAAUCCGAUUAAUCAUUGCCUAUGCCUUCACCAUCAUCAAUUCCUUGCAGGGAGUCUACAUCUUCCUGGUACACUGUGUCCUCAAUCGCCAGGUUCAAGAAGAAUAUAAGAAAUGCUUUAAGAGAAGUAAGGAAAGGACUGAAACAGAUACCUAUGUGCUGUCUUCUUCAACCAGUCACACCAGAACACUGGAAAGAUAAUUGAAGUUUAAAAGGAAUAAAAGAUAUCACCUCUGCCUGAAAGGAUCUCACUGAUCACCUCAUCAACAGACUCCAGCUCUUGGGAAAGAAGAAACAGACUGGAUCUAUAUAUAAAUCACGCAUUCAUUUUCUCCUUCUCUUUCCCCGUAGAAAUAAUUCUAACUCCUCAUAUCCUCCUUUUCUGAUUUUAUAAGUUCUUACUUUCAAUAUUGAUAUUGCAAUAAUAUUGUCUGCUCUUUUAUCAUAAAUGUAGAGAGUUUCAGCUAUGUUAUGGUGUGAACAAGAUUCUGUGGGCUAGUCUGGGAAUGUGACCACCAAUGAUUAAACAGUUUUCACAUUUCUAGUUUCAAACAACCAGUUCAAGAAUAAAAUUUGAUCAUAUAACCCAUUGUUACUUAUCAGUUUUUAUAGUUACUUUGUAACCCUAUAAACUAUAAGCAACAUCAAAAUAAUUACUACUACUAUUGAGUCAUUUCUCAAUAUUUUAUUUAUCAAUAUGCACAUUAUUUUGGGCUAGUUACAUAUAUGAAAAGAAUAAAGCUAAGUUUUUGCUGCAUUAAUCUCAUUGAUAUGGCACACAAGAGGCUACCAUCUUUUUUGCAUUAAUGAACCUGGAAAGAUUCAAUGAACAAAAGUUAAAAAUUUGAUGCCAAAGAGAGAAACUUAAAAAAAGUUAGAAUUCACAUUUAUGUUUACAGUUGUAAAAUUAAAUAUGGUUCUAAAUCUUUAGUAUCAAUAUCCUUGUCAUCUACAAGGUUGUGAUAUUUGCCAAUAAAAAAGAACAACAGAAUGUAAGCAUUCUAAAUGAGACCCAAUCUUCCAUUCAAGGAUAUAAAAGUUCAUUAGAGCAGGUAGAAAGUUGGUUGCUAAUACCAAAUGUUUGCUGAAAUGAAAUAGAUAUCUUUGGGAAUGCUACCAGAAAAGUCACAAGAUACUGCUAAAGUUUGAUGACUUAAAUGAAGGUGAAAAAAGUCAAAAUGCUUUGGUAUAUAAUUCAGGAAUUAAAUUUUGCAGAAAGUCACUCAGGACAUCACCAAGCAUUACAGCUCAGCUCAGCUAUCAGUCACAAAUCACUACAGCUGCAGGAGAAAGGAGGGGGAGAUGGGGCAGUUUCCAAGUCCCAAGCUGAUCACUCCAGUUAUUACCAAGGCUUUGACUAAAGGUAAGGGAAAGUCAGAAACGCACGUUUCACCUUAAUUCAGAGAAAUAAGUAAAUAAACAUUUUUCCUUCUAAAUCUUUAAGUUCUUUACAUUUUUAUCCAUUUUAACCCCACUCCUAUUCAAUCAUAAGAUUUUAGUGAUCAAAGACAUAAUUUAGAACUUUAGGGUUAAAGAGCACUUUCCUUAGAAUAGACCUGUGAACUAGGGUGGGUAGUUUAUUCCCAUUUUACAGCUGAGGCUUUAAUGAAAUCAGGGAGUCAAGGAGGAAGAGCAUUGAGAUCAACCAGUAAAAAUGCUUGGAGUUAUACAAAUUUUUAAAGAAAAAAAUUAAAUGAGUUAUAGGAGAAAUAGACAGUAAUAUUAUACUAGUGGUGGACUUCAAUUUUCCACUCUUAUGAUUAGAUCUAAUCAUAAAAUAAACAAGAAAGAAGUUAAAGAGAUGAAUGGAAUUUCAAAAAUGUUAGAAUUAUGGUGGUUGUUGAGUUCUUUUUAAUCCUGUCUCUUUCUGCCCUUAUUUAGGAUUUUCUUGGCAAAGAUAUUG